AUUGUCAUGAGCCAGGCUCAUUUGUGAUUCACGCCACACACAUUAGAUGCCAGAAAUUUUAUGAUGCUGAGAAAGUCUUGCAUCUCUACAAUAUCAUUACAAAGAGAUUUGUCCUCUUACUGUGGAAAGAAGACUCAAAGAGUCGCAGAAUAGAGAGAAAGAAAAAUGGCAUUUAUUGAGAAGAUUCACUGCGUUGAAUCGGAUUCUGACACUUAUUAUGAUUCCGACGAUUCGCAAGAAGAUCCUACCUUCGCCAUUCUUGAAGAGACAAAAUCGAAAAUUUCAAGCCUCUCCAUCAGUAGUAAGAAAACUGAAUCCAGGCGUGGUGUUUCCGAUGUUAUUGAUGAUAGUGAUGGGGAAGAACAAGACGCCAUUGAUGUUGACGAGAGUGAUCAGAAGAGUUAUGAGAGUGUUCAAAACAUGAUUCUAGCUGGUGAGAUUGAAAAGCUAAAAAUUGAUCAGUGCAAGGUCUAUCUAAGGAAGCAUGGAUUGAGAUUGACUGGCAAAAAAGCUACGCUUAUUGAGCGUAUCAAGGAGCAUAUUGAUGUUGUCAAUGGUGGUGGAGAGAAGAAGUAUCCUGUAUCUAGUUUUGUAUUGAACUGCAAAGGUGAUGCAUGCACUGGAGAUGUUGUUUUGUUUGAACAAAAUGUAUAUGAAAUGUUCAAUAUUGCUUCCAGGAGCGCUAGUGCUCCUCCAUGCGGUACAAGGGUUGUUGCAGGAAGAAUUGUAAAAGAGAGCUAUGGCAUGGCAAAACAACAACAUACAUUUACUAUUGAAGUACUAUGGAGCAAAGGGGAGAAACCACUUCCUGCACUGCAUCCCCUCCUCAUCAAGGGAAGAAACCUUUAUCGGUUAAAAACAAUGAGACAGAGAUGGGAAGAUGAAGGGCAACGGCAGAAAAUGUUGUCAGAAAAACAUGCAAGAGGUUCUGUUGCCCGAACAAAUAGGGAAGCACGAAUUGCAGAAAAGGAAAUGCGAAUGAAGCCAAAGUUGAAUAGGGUGAAGAGAGCAGAAUGCCAGAAGCAAGCACCAGUUAGAAGCAAAGAGCAAACAAGGCAUAUGGCAUCGAUGAACUUGGAGAAAUCAGGGAACGAACAUCAGAAGUGCAGGAAUGAUACCAAGUUAACUGAAAUAGAGGGAAAGGUUAUUAAUCAUAAUGAGCCGCUGCCAUCAUCUCAUGACAGGAUUCAUCAGAGGCAACCUUUGAGUGAUGCAAAUGUGAUGAAUAGUUCAAGGAGCCCAUGCAGAGGGCACAUCAGUGUACAGUGUAGCUCUAAACCUAUGAAGAGCCCAUCAAGGGUGCAGAAUCAGAUGCGGCAACCUUUGACUGAUGCUAAUGUGAAUACUUCAGCUCCCUACAAUACACAAUAUGCAAGUUACAAUGCCCCAAGAGGAGGAGCAUUUACCCAUGGUGAAAACAUAAAUUCCAAUAUUCUGGUGCGUCCAACAAUGUGGCAUGGGUAUGCAGGAAACAGAAAUCAUCAUCCUACUGAUCAAACGAGAGCAAACUCCCUGUCCAAUAGCGGGAGCAGUGAAGUUUCUAUUGUGAAGCAGCCAUGUCGAUAUUAUGCUCAAGGUAGAUGUUAUUACGGGCACAAUUGCAAGUGGUUGCACUAGUGCAGACUGCAGAGGACACCAACCUUCUUGUAGGAGAAGAAGUAUUGCCUCAAUGCAUUUUUUUUUACAAUCGCACUUCUUUUUUUGAACUGACUGAAUGAAAAAUUUACUGUAUUAAUGUGAUUACACAUCCAUUCACCAAACUCUCUGAAGCAAAUUAUGCCAGCUCCUGUUAACAAUA
This is a messenger RNA of Ipomoea triloba (trilobed morning glory), 1798 nucleotides long. RefSeq names its product zinc finger CCCH domain-containing protein 62-like. The coding region runs from base 166 to 1617 and encodes 483 amino acids. NCBI's taxonomy places the organism in Eukaryota, Viridiplantae, Streptophyta, Magnoliopsida, Solanales, Convolvulaceae. The transcript is spliced from 10 exons. The record is from RefSeq and is a predicted model, not a curated record. Gene Ontology annotation, molecular function: metal ion binding.